This is a messenger RNA of Hibiscus syriacus, 688 nucleotides long. RefSeq names its product kunitz trypsin inhibitor 5-like. The transcript has a single exon. The record is from RefSeq and is a predicted model, not a curated record. Bases 16 to 606 code for a protein of 196 amino acids. Lineage: Eukaryota; Viridiplantae; Streptophyta; Magnoliopsida; Malvales; Malvaceae. Gene Ontology annotation, molecular function: endopeptidase inhibitor activity.
AAUAAACCCACAAAAAUGAGGACAGCAUUGUUCCUAGCACUUUCUUUCAUUCUAUGCGCCAGUGCCGCACCUGAUCCAGUCCUCGACAUCUCCGGUAAAAUACUCCGCACCAGCACCGACUAUUACAUCCUCCCGGUCUUCCGUGGUCGAGGUGGAGGCCUGACUCUUGCCAGCUCCCGCAACAAGACCUGUCCACUCGACGUCGUUCAAGAGAAGCUGGAGGUGUCGAACGGUCUCCCGGUAACCUUUACCCCUUUCAACACCAAGAAAGGUGUUAUCCGUGUCUCCACCGACAAUAACAUCAAGUUUUCUGCUGCAACAAUAUGUGUCCAAUCUACCGUAUGGAAGCUUGCCGAAUUCGAUGAUUCGACACGACAAUGGUUUGUUACAAGUGGUGGUGUCGAAGGCAAGCCCGGUCGGGAAACUGUUGGCAAUUGGUUCAAAAUUGAGAAGCAUGAAGAUGAUUAUAAGCUUGUUUUCUGUCCAACUGUGUGUGAUUUCUGCAAAGUUUUAUGUAGGGAUGUGGGUGUUUUCAUUGAUGAUGCUGGUGUUAGGCGUUUGGCUCUCAGUGAUGUGCCUUUCAAGGUUAUGUUUAAGAGGGCUUGAAUCAUAAAAUCUUAUCUUAUUGAAUUUAUAAUUUAUAAACUUUAAUAUCAAUAAAAUUGAUAAAUUUGUUCUUGAAUCAAAU